This is a messenger RNA of Myotis daubentonii (Daubenton's bat), 6247 nucleotides long. RefSeq names its product TATA element modulatory factor 1 (gene TMF1). NCBI's taxonomy places the organism in Eukaryota, Metazoa, Chordata, Mammalia, Chiroptera, Vespertilionidae. The record is from RefSeq and is a predicted model, not a curated record. Gene Ontology annotation, cellular component: endoplasmic reticulum; Golgi apparatus.
AAGUAGCCGACGCAUGCGCAGUGCGUCCAGUCGUCUGGGGUGGGAAGGGCUGGGGGUAGCCCGCGGCUCGGAGACGGUCAUGGGCGCCCGCUGAAGGCCCGCCGAGAGCAGGAGGGGCGAGGCCGGUCCCGCACGCUCCCGGGCCCGCGGCUGCGGGCUGGCCGGCCCGACGGGAGGAUGAGCUGGUUCAACGCGUCGCAGCUCUCCAGCUUCGCCAAGCAGGCCCUGUCCCAGGCGCAGAAGUCCAUCGACAGGGUCCUGGACAUCCAGGAGGAGGAGCCGGGCGCCUGGGCCCAGACCAUCCCCUACGGGGAUCCGGGAAUAAGUCCCCCUGUCAGUGGAGGAUGGGAUACUUCAACCUGGGGAAUAAAAUCAAACGCAGAGCCGCAGAGUCAACCAGCAGCCUCUCCCAAAGCAAUUACAAAGCCAGUUCGGAGAACAGUGGUAGAUGAAUCUGAAAAUUUCUUCAGUGCCUUUCUCUCGCCAGCGGAUGUCCAGACCAUUCAGAAGAGUCCAGUGGUAUCCAAACCGCCGGCUAAGUCACAGAGACCAGAAGAAGAAGUGAAAAGCACCUUACAGGAGACCGUGCACACUGGAGGGUCAAGAACACCUGAAACAACUGAGCCAAAAGGGACUGACUCUUUUCCCUGUGUAUCCCCUGGGGAAAAUCGGGCAGUCGCCACUCUGUCACCUAAAACUGAAGGCGAGCAUGGAGAAACCGUUAAUAAAGAUUCUGAUAUGAAGGUGUCCACCACAAGUUUGAAAGUAUCUGAGAGUGUAAUUAAUGUUAAAACAACUAGGGAAAGUGUAUCUAACAUGUCUACGCAGUCUCCCACAGCAGAAACAAAGGACAUAGCUUCAGAAGCAAAGGAACAGAAACACGAAGACAGACAGAGCAAUACACCUUCUCCUCCCGUUAGUACCUUCUCCUCAGGUACUUCUACUACCAGUGAUAUUGAAGUUCUAGAUCAUGAAAGUGUAAUAAGCGAGAGCUCAGCAAGUUCGAGACAAGAGACUACAGAUGCAAAAUCAAGUCUUCACUUGAUGCAGACAUCUUUUCAGCUUCUCUCAGCAUCUGCUUGUCCUGAGUAUAAUCGUUUAGACGACUUCCCCAAACUCACUGAGAGUUGCUGCUCAUCUGAUGCUUUUGAAAGAAUAGACUCGUUUAGUGUACAGUCAUUAGAUAGCCGAAGUGUAAGUGAAAUCAAUUCAGACGACGAAUUGUCAGGCAAGGGUUAUGCUUUAGGACCUAUUACAGUUAAUCCUUCAACCCCAAAGACUAACGUAGUUGAACCUGUUGAAGGAAAAUCUGAGGAAGAAGUAAGUGAAACAGCUGUACCCACUGAGGAAACAGAAAUGGAAGAAAGUGGACGGAGUGCAACUCCUGUGAACUGUGAGCAGCCUGAUAGCUUGGUUUCUUCUCCACCAAUAAAUGAAGGACACACUGUCUUAGACAAGGUGGCUGAGCACUGCGAAGCUGCAGGAAGUCAGCCAGAAGCACUUUCUGGGGAGGAGGACAUUUGCAAGAAAGUUGCAUUUCUGAACGAGAAACUGGACAAAAGGGAGGCUCAGUUAUUAUCUCUUAGUAAAGAAAAAGCACUUCUAGAAGAAGCUUAUGAUAAUCUGAAAGAUGAAAUGUUCAGAGUGAAAGAAGAAAGCAGCAGCAUUUCUUCCUUGAAAGAUGAGUUUGCUCAAAGAAUUGCAGAAGCAGAAAAGAAAGUUCAGCUAGCCUGCAAAGAGAGGGAUGCUGCUAAAAAGGAAAUCAAAACUAUGAAAGAAGAACUUGCGACUAGAUUAAAUUGUAGUGAAACUUCAGACCUUUUGAAAGAGAAAGAUGAGCAGAUCCGAGGAUUAUUGGAAGAAGGAGAAAAACUUUCAAAACAGCAGUUGCAGAGUUCUAACAUCAUUAAGAAAUUAAGAGCUAAAGACAAAGAAAAUGAAAAUAUUAUUGCAAAGCUGAAGAAAAAAGUUAAAGAGCUAGAAGAAGAGUUGCAACAUUUGAAACAGGUCCUUGAUGGUAAAGAAGAAGUUGAGAAACAACAUAGAGAAAAUAUUAAAAAACUAAAUUCUGUGGUUGAACGUCAAGAGAAAGAUCUUGGCCAACUUCAAGUAGCUAUGAAUGAACUUGAAGAAAAGAACCGAAGUAUUCAGGCUGCUCUUGACAGUGCAUACAAAGAACUUACUGAUCUCCACAAAGCCAAUGCUGCAAAGGCUAGUGAGGCACAGGAAGCUGCUCUGAGUCACGAAAUGAAAGCUAAGGAAGAACUUUCUGCAGCUCUAGAGAAGGUCCAAGAAGAAGCCCGUCAGCAGCAAGAAGCAUUGGCCAUUCAGGUGGGGGACCUGAGGCUGGCCCUGCAGCGUGCAGAACAAACAGCUGCCAGAAAAGAGGAUUAUUUGCGCCAUGAGAUCAGUGAACUCCAGCAGAGACUCCAGGAAGCAGAAAAUCGAAACCAGGAACUGAGUCAAAGUGUUUCGUCAACGACAAGACCAUUGCUUCGACAGAUAGAAAAUUUGCAGGCAACACUAGGGUCCCAGACAUCGUCGUGGGAGAAGUUAGAGAAGAAUCUCUCUGACAGGCUGGGUGAAUCUCAGACCUUGUUGGCAGCAGCCGUUGAAAGAGAACGUGCGGCUACGGAAGAACUCCUUGCCAACAAAAUUCAGCUGUCUUCCAUGGAGUCACAGAAUUCUCUCUUAAGACAGGAAAACAGUAGAUUUCAGGCCCAGCUAGAAUCAGAGAAAAAUAGGCUAAUAAAACUGGAAGAUGAAAAAAAUAGGUACCAGGUUGAAUUAGAAAACCUAAAAGAUGAUUAUGUGAGAACACUGGAAGAGACAAGGAAAGAAAAGACACUGUUGAACAGUCAGUUAGAAAUGGAGAAAAUGAAAGUUGAACAAGAACGGAAGAAAGCCAUUUUUACUCAAGAAGCAAUAAAAGAAAAGGAACGGAAACCAUUUUCUGUUUCUAGCACGCCCACAAUGUCACGAUCAAGUUCAAUAAGUGGAGUUGAGAUGGCAGGGCUGCAAACAUCUUUCCUAUCUCAGGAUGAGCCUCAUGAUCUCUCACUUGGACCAAUGUCUGUAUCAGCAAGUGGAAGCAAUCUUUAUGAGGCUGUAAGGAUGGGGGCAGGAUCCAGCAUUAUCGAAAAUCUACAGUCCCAGCUACAACUAAGGGAAGGAGAAAUUACUCAUUUACAGGUAGAAAUUGGCAGUCUAGAAAAAACACGCUCCAUAAUGGCUGAAGAGCUAGUUAAAUUAACAAAUCAAAAUGAUGAACUUGAAGAGAAAGUGAAGGAGAUACCCAAACUUCGAACUCAGCUAAGAGAUUUGGAUCAGAGAUACAACACUAUUUUGCAGAUGUAUGGAGAAAAAGCAGAAGAGGCGGAAGAACUUCGAUUAGAUCUUGAAGAUGUAAAAAAUAUGUAUAAGACUCAAAUAGACGAACUUUUAAGACAGAGGCUCAGUUAACUUCUGAAAAUUACAUUCCCAUCAAACUGAAUGUAAUCAUUUAAUAACUAAAUGCAGACUUUCAAUAAAUUCUCUUGUAGAAUUAGAAAGUGGAAUUUAUUAUAGAGAUAAAACAUUGGAAAAAGUUUUAUAGUAUAUAGUAAUAUUUGCAGUUAAAUUAUUUUGUGCAAUAUUUGAACUUUAUUUUUGAAACUAUCUUUAAAGAUUUAUUUUUUAAAGCAUCUUUUUUUUUUUUUUCCAUGAAUAGCACCGAGAUUUAUUACUUUAUCCUUAUGUCAGUAUGGUUGGGGAAGAAGAAUGGUGUUCAUACAUUGUAUUAUAGGUAAAAACUAAUUAUAUCUAUAAUUUAUAUGUUUGUAUAUAUUGAGAACAUUUAAUGAGUGAUGUUGACAUAUUGAAACUUUGAAAUCUUUCACACUUAAAUCUUCAACAUUUCUAUUUACUGCUCAUGAAAAUGGACAUUAAGUGUCCAAUUUUAAAAAAACAUUAAACUUCCUGUUACUAAAUUUUGAACUUAAUAUUUUUCCUUUAAAUUAGAAGUCACACUGACACAGGAGAUUAAAGGAUGAAUAAUUUAAGUUAAAAACAUUUUUGUGGCCCUGGCCGGUUUGUGUCUCGGCGGAUAGAACCUGUAAAGGGUCCUGGGUUCGAUUUCCAGUCAAGGUCACAUACAUUGAUUGCAGGUUCCUCCUGGCCCAGGCCCUGGGUUGGGGCUCCUGCAGGAGGCAACCAAUUGAUGUGUUUCUCUCACAUCAAUGUUUCUCUCUGUCUUUCCCUCUCUCUUCCACUCUCCCUAAAAAUCAAUAAAAAAUAUCCUCGAGUGAAGAUUAACAACAACAACAAAAAAAACUAAAACAUUUUUGUGCUCAAGAUUUAUUUUACCCAGAUUCCACAAUUAAGUCUGUACAAAUUGUGUUACUGUCUGGAGCAAGCUAAGCUGUGCCGUUAUCUAGGCAUGGUUGGAUAAUGGGGAAAAUGUGCUCAGAAUGAUUUGUGAUGGAAUCAGUAACAUGUAAGCGAUUUUGAAGAGGUUUUGUUUGUAUUACCCUAUGAAAUGAAUCAACAUAAUAAAAUUGUUAAUAUCAUUUUCUCUUGAAAAUACUUUCACAUUUUGUAAAACCUUAUUUUUAGCACAUUAAAAGUGAAUGUUAUAGAACAUUCAUAACAAAAUGUAGGAAUCAAUUUAAAUUUGGCAUUUGCAAUUCUGUGUAAUUUAAUUUUUUUUCUUGAACUUUUAAACACAAAAAUAGGGCAAAAUAGCUUUUAAAAAUAGCUAUGCCUUCUUCCAAAUGUUAUUUUAUUCAGAAGUUAACCAGUCUGUGUUGUAUACUUAUGAAAUAUUUAAUACCUUUUAUUACUGAAAGUCAUGUAGCUGCCUUUACUUACAAAAUAAAAACUCUCAAUUGUGAGUUAAAUUUUAAACACUAGAACUUUGGAGCAUAACUAUAAGUAAGCCGUGUUAAGGAAUGGAAUGCUUUUCAGGGCAAUUCAAGUGACAUUCUUUUUCUUUUCUUUUUGUAUUCCAGACCGUAUUCCUGGCACUGGAUUUCUGAUGUUUAUUUAGCAUUAGUAAAUAUUCUUUCAAAGUGAGCCAAAUUCAUAAAAUUAACUUUCUAUAUUUUAGUGGUAAGAUCAGUGUAAUUGCUUUUUGUCACCUUGAUUUUUUUUUUUUUUUUUUAAUUCAGGGACUGACAGGGAAUGGCAAGACUGAUAGCAAUAAGAAAUAUUCAGAAUUAGAAGAUACAGGAAACUUAAGUUGCAAAAUUCUGACAAAUGUUUGAAAUUAGAAGUUUAGGAAUUAUGAAAUUGUUUUUAAAAUAUUCAUUAGUGAGAGGAAAAAACACUUUAGUUGUGGGGAAAAAUUGAAAUAAAACGAUAUGAUCUAUUUUCAUAUUAAACAUUCUCUUCUCUUAAUCCUUCUUAACAUUAAUAAAUCCAGUUCAACUUGAAACUUUAAAGAGUUUUCAAUUUAUUUAAUUAAAAAAUUCAAAGCAGCUAAUUUCAUCUCUGGCUGUAUAUUACCAUAUGUUGUUCUUUAUCUGCAAGUGAAUAGUUGAUAUUCAUACUAAUCCUAUUUUAUUGUAAACUUUUAGAUAUCUCAAUACAUUUUUAAGUUGAAAAGUAUACUAAAUCAAUUUCUUGAAAGACUCCACUAAAUAAAAGAAUAUGUAUUGAAUAUUGGUUGCCAUAUUUUACUUUGUCAUUAAGGUUUGUCUAUCUAUAUUCUAAAAAAAUAAUAUUUUAAUGGAUAAGAAUAUAGUUUGCAAUUAGAUGUUUCUAUUCUUGGAAGAAAACAGAAAGAUACUAUAAAUCUUAAUUUCAAGAAUAUGAAAGAAGAGUAAAAGAGGUAUGAACAUUGUUUUUUAUGUAUAAACAUCUAAGCACAGAUGCUAGGCAUCCUUCCAACUCUGGGGAAACUAAAUUGAGAAUACCAUUCCUUUUCCCUCUUUGCUUCUGUUUUGCGAACUUCCAGUGUUAACAGUAUUUAGCACAGGGAGGAAUGUAUCUAUAUUGCGAUUUAAGAUAUUCUAAGUAUGGAUAAUUCCUGACUUAAGGAAACAUUAGUUUUUGUAGUUAAAUGAAAAGAAUGUUCAGCCUAGUCGGUGUGGUUUAGUGGUUGAGCAGUCGACCUAUAUGAUCCAGGAGGUCAUGAUUCAAUUCCCGAUUAGGGCAUAUGCCCGGGUUGCGGGCUUGAUUGCCAGUGUGGGGCUUGCAGCAGGCAGCUGAUCAAUGAUGCUCAUCAUUGAUGUUUCCAUCUCUCUCUUCCUCUCUGAAAUCAAUUAAA